This is a messenger RNA of Chondrus crispus (carragheen), 2007 nucleotides long. RefSeq lists its product as hypothetical. The record is from RefSeq and is a predicted model, not a curated record. The coding region runs from base 1 to 2007 and encodes 668 amino acids. Gene Ontology annotation, molecular function: zinc ion binding; nucleic acid binding. NCBI's taxonomy places the organism in Eukaryota, Rhodophyta, Florideophyceae, Gigartinales, Gigartinaceae. Gene Ontology annotation, biological process: DNA integration. The transcript is spliced from 2 exons.
AUGGAAGAUCAAGGAGGAGGAGGAUCCAUCAAAAUCGACAAACUGACGGACUCCAACUUCUACGUGUGGAAGCAGAAAAUACAACUUCUGCUUGCUCUACGUGAUGUUGACCAAUACAUCGUUGAGGGAAGAGUUCCAAGUGAGGAACGUGCGGAAGAGCGUAAGAAGUGGAUCAGAGGUGACAGUAAAGCUAAAGCACUGAUUGGUCUCUCCCUAUCAGAUGAGCAUCUUGAGCAUGUACGUGAUGUUGAUACUGCUCAUGAGAUGUGGGAAGCUAUUGUCAACGUGUUUGAGAGGCACACUUUGCUGAACAAACCAGCUGCACGUCGUGAGUUCUACACUGUGAAGAUGCUUUCCGGUGAAAAGGUGCUUGCAUACAUCAAUCGUGUCAAGCAGCUGGCAGCCAUCCUCAAGUCAAUGAGCGUAAACAUCGAUCACAAGGAGAUGGCCAUGGCAGUGCUCAACGGUCUGCCUGCCCGUUUCGAGGCUCUCAUCGUUGCACUUGAUGCUCUCGGUAAUGAGGAAAAGAUAUUCAGUUUGGACUUUGUGAAAAGUCGUCUGCUGCAGGAAGAGCAACGAGCAAACAUGAAGUCUAGCUCCUCACAGACAUCGGCUCUGGUUAAUCGUGCCCCGAACAAUCGGGACAUAAACGAUUACAAAUGCACGAACUGCGGUCAUACAGGCCAUACGGCAACCCGCUGCUGGCUCAUAUUACAUAGAUCUUUGUUUGCAACGUAUGAGCCACUUGAAUCCGCCUCUGUUCAGAUGGGAACCAAGGCUAGUGCAAAGGUUGCCGGCCGUGGUGACGUUCACUUGAAGUUAAAUGUGAAUGGCCGCAUCGAACCGUGCAAGUUGACGGAUGUAUUGCACGUUCCGGACUUUGCGUUCUCUCUGCUCUCUGUCAGUCGAAUGACUGAACUUGGACUAAAAGUUGGGUUCGAAAAUGGAAAAUGCAUGAUCAGACGAGGCUCAACUGUAGUGGCGACUGCGACAUUGGUUGGAGAACUUUACGUUCUCGACAUCGUCAGUGACAUCGGAUCUGCACAUGCUGCCACCCUGCAAACGUGGCAUGAGCGCUUUGCACAUGUGCAUUCUCAAGGUAUUGCUUCGAUGAUUCGUGACAAUGUGGUAAGUGGAGUCAAACUACUUGGUAAUGAGGCUAACAAAAUCAACAAUACUGACAAUGAUUGCAUCUCUGAAAAAUGUUCUGCGUGCGUCUACGGCAAAGCCACUCGAUCUGUGAUCCCAAAAGAGCGGUCCUCGAGGCGGGCAUACUUCUGUCUAGACUUAGUUCACUCUGAUGUUUGUGGCCCCUUAGAGGUGCAGUCCAUUGGUGGUGCCAAGUACUUCAUUACCUUCAUAGAUGAUCACUCAAACUGGUCAGUAGUGUACCCUAUGCACCAUAAAUCAGAAGCAUUUGAACGAUACAAAAUGUUUGCACAACUUGCUCAGACUCACACUGGUCGCAAGAUCAAAGUGCUUCGCACCGAUCGAGGUGGUGAGUAUCUGUCCACGGAGUCUAAGUCUUUUCUGAUUGCAAAUGGUACUCAGCAUCAAAUGAAGACCGCAUACACACCGGAGCAAAAUGGCGUCGCCGAGCGACUGAACAGAACUUUGGUAAACUUGGUGCGCUCCAUGCUAGCGCACAAGAAAGUUACGAAGGGGUUCUGGGCAGAAGCACUUGCCAAUGCAGUGUACGUUCGAAAUCGAGUCACGUCACGUGCCAUUCCCCCCAAGAUGACCCCCCACCCCUUAUGGAUGAAAUCUGUGCCAAAUGUUGGUCAUUUGCGUGUUUUCGGUUCAAAGUGUUGGUAUACAUUACCAAAACACAACAUCCAGAAACUUGACGCCCGUGCAAAGAAGGCAAUGUUUCUGGGGUAUGCUGAAAAUACGAAAGCUUACAAGUUGUGGGAUGGUGAUUUGCACAAAGUGAUCGUAUCCAGAGAUGUUACUUUUGACGAGUCCACGGGAGGCAAAUCUUAUAGAAAGGUCAGCGGGGCAGACUGA